UGUGUGGGUGAGAGACACAGUGAGAAGGAGGAGGGGUGUAGACAGAGAGAGAGAGAAACCUAGCUGGCUCUCAGAUCUUGGCUGCGGUGAGGACACCCAGGAGAAGUGCAUUCCUGAGGCAGCAAGCGAGGAGAAGGCACAGAUAAGGGAAGAUAGAGCGGAGAAGUCGUGACAUCCUUUAAAUCUCCCCCUGACCAAGUCUGACUGCCUCUGACCUGCGCCGGACUCGCACGCUCCACGCACACUCACCCGCUGCCUUUGCACACCAGCUGCACAACCGGCUCUGCUGCUCUCUCAGACGUAAAGGAUUCCCCUUCGAGCGAGGAAAAGAGACGGAGAGAAUUAAAAUCAGACAGAGGGAAUAAAGACAACGGAGAGAAGGACAGGAUCCUCUCACUCGCACAUUAAACCCCAACCCCACCGCCCAACAUCAGAAGAUGAAGUUCUCUGCAUUCAAGGUACAAAGUACAAGAGUCAGUGCCAUGCAUUGUUGAGUUGAGCCAACCCAAGCUGAAGUGAUCGGUUUUGAAGACCAUCUUACCCUUUACCCCGUCCUGCCUGGUCCCAGAUGGAGCUAAAAGUGUGGGUAGACGGAGUAGUGCGGGUUGUAUGCGGCCUGUCUGAGGAGACUUCCUGCCAGGAUGUGGUCAUUGCUCUGGCCCAGGCCAUUGGCCAGACAGGCCGUUAUGUUCUGAUCCAGCGUCUUAGGGAUACGGAGCGGCAGCUGUUGGCCACAGAUAGGCCUCUGGAGUCUCUGGCUAAGUUAGGCCAACAUGGCAGUGAAGUUCAGUUCUUCCUGCGCCGCACUGGCCCUAGCAGCAGUGACGCACCUGGCUCAAAACAAGACGGACCAACUCCCCACCCACUGCCCAAGCAUCCUGAGCCAGAGCCAUCGAAACGCAGCCAGCCUAAGAAAGCGCACACCUUUAACCUGGGGCCAUCUACCUCCCCUAGAACCAAACCAUUUAAGAAGUCUCCUCGGGACUCUCCAGAGCAAAGACCCUCCCCCUCUCCUUCUCCCAGCCCUGUAUCUUCUCAUGUGCCAUCGCCGUCUCCCUCACCACUUACAGGCCCAUCCAAAGAGGAGGUCUUUAGGAAAGUUCUUCAGCAACAGGAGAGACUGAGGGCCAUCGAGGCCCAGCUAGAAACCCUAGAGAGGGAGUCACGUUCCUGGGAGUGUCCCUACCCAUCUCCAUGUCCUUCACCCGUUUCUGACGCUCGCUUGCAAGAAGAGAUGGAGACACUGGAGCAAGUGGUGCGGAGAAACCAGGCCGAGCUUGCCCAUGAGCAGUACUGGGAGGAGGAGCUUCAGGCAGAGGUGGAGAAGGAGCGAGGAAUGAGGAGGAAGCUGGGGGAGCUCCAUGCCAAGCUAGACGACUGUGGACGGCGGCUCCACGAGUUCUCCGUGCGCUCGUCUCAGCUGGAGAAAGAGAUCCAGCGGGAAAGCCAGGAGGUAGGGAAAGCCAGAAGACCUGAGGAGUCCCUCGAUGCCAUGACGGCAGAGCUCCAGAGACAGGAAAAUCACGGGACAGAGCUGGGGGAGCAGCUAUCUGAGACUGACAAGGCUCUGGGGAAGGCAGAGUCUCUGCUGCAGGCCAAACAGGAGGAGCUGGAGGAGCUGAACAAGGAGCUGAGGCAGUGUAACCUGCAGCAGUUUAUUCAACAGACAGGUGUCCUGCCCACGCACACCCACUCACGCACAGAGCUUCAGGAGCAACUGGAGCAAUUAGAACUGGCACAUAUUCUGCAGGAUGGAUAUAGUAAUGGAAGCCACAGUGUUACUCCAGUGGAGUCACCACCCCGUCCCACUGCCAAACAGUUCCUGGGACAUCCACGCAACCUGCAAAACCCUCUAGUGUCCAGUCUCAACCCUGAGGUCCUGACAUCCCGAGAGUCAUCGUGGAGAUAAAACAUGGACCGCAGGGCCAAGGGCGACUUGUUCACUGUUCUGUCACCCAUCACCGCUUAUUUAACCCCUUUCUUUGUAACUCUUGUCAUUAUUUAAUCUACCAUGAUAUACAUACUGUAUAUACAUAAGACAAAUAUAUUUAGAGUUUUGCUACUGUAAACACUGCAAAGUAUGUGUAUGAAAUGUAAAAUAAUUUAGAAACCUUUUCCCUAGAGCAAUUAUUACUAUGACUGUGUAUUUAAAUAUGAUUAAAAAUGUGCAUUGUGUUUUAGAUAAUA
This is a messenger RNA of Micropterus salmoides (largemouth bass), 2187 nucleotides long. It is a transcript of the gene rassf7a, whose product is annotated as Ras association domain family member 7a. The transcript has 7 exons. NCBI's taxonomy places the organism in Eukaryota, Metazoa, Chordata, Actinopteri, Centrarchiformes, Centrarchidae. The record is from RefSeq and is a predicted model, not a curated record. Gene Ontology annotation, biological process: signal transduction. The coding region runs from base 569 to 1909 and encodes 446 amino acids.